Messenger RNA from Penicillium longicatenatum, 495 nucleotides. RefSeq names its product mediator complex subunit NUT2 (gene nut2). The record is from RefSeq and is a predicted model, not a curated record. Gene Ontology annotation, biological process: regulation of transcription by RNA polymerase II. Gene Ontology annotation, molecular function: transcription coregulator activity. Lineage: Eukaryota; Fungi; Ascomycota; Eurotiomycetes; Eurotiales; Aspergillaceae. The transcript has 3 exons. Gene Ontology annotation, cellular component: mediator complex. The coding region runs from base 1 to 495 and encodes 164 amino acids.
AUGGCUCCAGUUACACUGAAAACGGUCGAUAACGACCUCAAGGAUGCAAUCCAACACCUCUUCGAAAUCCAAUCCGCAGUACACGGCUAUCUAGGCCCAGAAACCCAACAAGAGCUAGUGCGCAAGAUCAAAAACCUCACCCUCACUCUCUCCACACUCUCCAGCCACACACAAGAAUCAGACCAAGCAGCCGACGGCCAAUCUAACGACCCCUCAAACCCCUCACUCGCCAGCAUUCAGCUUCCGCCCGAGAUAAUUGACUACGUGGACUCCGCACGCAACCCAGACAUCUACACCCGUGAAUUUGUGGAGCUGGUGCAGCGCGGAAACCAGGAUCUAAAGGGAAAGCGAGAGGCUUUUGCUGGGUUCCGGGACGUGUUGGCCCGCGAGAUGCGGAGUGCGAUGCCCGAGUGUCGGGGUGAGGUUGAUCGCGUUGUCGUUGCGACCGGGGGUAGUGUUGAUCAUGAUGGGGCUGGGGCUAAAAAUGCGCAGUGA